AUGGCAGAUGCUUCUUGUUCUUAUGAUCGAGAUGCAUGUGAGUAUACAUUAGAUUAUGGUCAUGGAACAAAAACUCAGGGAGAUCUUAGUGUGGAAACUCUUACAUUGGAUUCCAUCUCCGGUUCUGUUAUCUCAUUUUCUAAAAUUGUGAUAGGAUGUGCACAUACUAAUACUCAAGGCUUUGAGUAUAACGGUAAAAGUUCUGGUAUAGUUGGCCUUGGAAAAGGGCCUAUAACAUCUAAUUUAUCUAGCAAACUCAACUUUGGAGAUGCUGCUACUGUGUCCGGUGAUAAAGUUGUUUCAACUCCUAUGGUCAAAAUGAUUGGGAACCAACAAAAAGAUUAUUACUAUCUAACUUUGAAGGCCUUUAGUGUGGGAAAUAAGAGAAUAAAGUACAAGGGAUUUAAACGUGAAGGAACAAAUGCUUCUACUAAUAACAUCAUAAUUGACUCGGGUACACCUGUAUCUCUUCUUCCACGUCAUGUUUUUCAUAAGUUAGAAUCUGCGGUUAAGAAAGUUAUUAAACUAGAGCGCUUUCAAGAUCCUACUGAUUCGUUUAGCCUUUGUUAUAAUACUACAUCUAAAAAACUGAAUUUCCCUGUAAUUACAGCACAUUUUAGUGGCGCAGAUGUUAAGUUAGAUCCUAAGGGCGUCUUUAGUACUAUAUUUAAGGGAAUUGAAUGUUUUGCUUUUCGACCACAUAACAAUGGAUUAGGCCUUUUUGGAAGCAUGGCACAAAUGAACCAUUUAAUUGGUCAUGAUCUCAAAAGAAAUAUUGUCUCCUUCAAACCUACUGAUUGUAGUUUCUUAGAGGUUGUAUCAAGAAAUGUGAGAUGUAAGGUUAAACCCGCUCUAGGGACGAAACAAGUAGAGACCGAAGGUGGAAAACCGGUGAAGCCCGAAGUGAUUGUUGACCAAAUAAUGGAUGCAUGGGCUCGUAUUGCAAGUUCGCCGAGAAAAGAAUUGUAUGUUGAUGUUGUAUUUCAAUUUUGGAAAAUAUGUGAAAAAUAUCUCGAUUUAUUGAAAUACGUUGAAAGCACCAUUCUUGACAAGGUGAAGGAGAAGUUUGUUUGUGCAUGGACUGAUAAAGUCUGA
Messenger RNA from Vicia villosa (hairy vetch), 1095 nucleotides. RefSeq names its product aspartic proteinase CDR1-like. Bases 1 to 1095 code for a protein of 364 amino acids. Lineage: Eukaryota; Viridiplantae; Streptophyta; Magnoliopsida; Fabales; Fabaceae. The transcript has 3 exons. The record is from RefSeq and is a predicted model, not a curated record. Gene Ontology annotation, cellular component: extracellular region.